This is a messenger RNA of Podarcis raffonei (Aeolian wall lizard), 3401 nucleotides long. It is a transcript of the gene ZBTB16, whose product is annotated as zinc finger and BTB domain containing 16. Gene Ontology annotation, biological process: regulation of transcription by RNA polymerase II. Lineage: Eukaryota; Metazoa; Chordata; Lepidosauria; Squamata; Lacertidae. The coding region runs from base 324 to 2315 and encodes 663 amino acids. Gene Ontology annotation, molecular function: RNA polymerase II cis-regulatory region sequence-specific DNA binding; protein binding; DNA-binding transcription factor activity, RNA polymerase II-specific. The transcript is spliced from 7 exons. The record is from RefSeq and is a predicted model, not a curated record.
CCUGGCUGGGGCUUCGCAGGGGAGGAGAGCAGGGGGCGGCCCCGACGCGCCUCGCCAGCCGUGGCAACGUCAGGCAGCCGCUGGUGAUUUGCUAGCCGCGCCGCCGAGCGCAGCUAGAGAGCCUGAGAGCGGGCGCUGCGAACUCGCCUGACGCGCCGGCGAUGCUGUUCCUCCGGCCGCCGCCGCUCCUCCGCCACUGCCGCCUCCUCCUCCUGCCUCCGCCGCCGCUGCUUCUUUAGCAGCCCGCAAGAGUUCCGCGGUGCAGAGCCCGCUCCGGAUCCUGCAGUGGAAAGACUCCCUGAUGCCUAGACCCCGGGAGUGUUAUGGAUUUGACUAAGAUGGGUAUGAUACAGCUCCAGAACCCCAGCCACGCCACCGGCCUCCUGCAGAAAGCCAACCAGAUGCGCUUGGCUGGGACCUUGUGCGAUGUGGUGAUCUUGGUGGACAGCCAAGAGUUCCACGCCCACCGGACAGUGCUGGCUUGCACCAGCAAAAUGUUCGAGAUCCUCUUCCACCGCAACAGUCAGCACUACACCUUGGACUUCCUCUCGCCAAAGACAUUCCAGCAGAUCCUGGAGUACGCCUACACGGCAACUUUGCAGGCUAAAGUCGAAGACCUGGAUGACCUUCUUUACGCUGCUGAGAUCCUGGAGAUUGAGUACCUGGAGGAGCAGUGCUUGAAGAUCCUGGAGACCAUUCAAGCAUCAGAAGACAACGAUGCCGAGGCCAACAUGGCUGACGGCAGCACCGAAGAGGAAGAAGACCGGAAGUCAAAGUACAUUAAAAACAUACUCAUCUCCAAGCAUUCCAGUGAAGAGAGUGGCUACUCCAGCCUGGCCAGCCAGAGCCUGAUGGUGGAGCAGAGCCCCUCGGUCUCCACCUCCUUCGGACUCUCGGCCAUGAGCCCCACCAAGGCCGCCGUCGACAGCCUCAUGUCCAUCGGCCAGUCCUUGCUGCAAGGGGCGCUGCAGCACAGCGGCCCCGAAGACUUGCACUCUGCCGGCGGUCGCCACCCAAACCUGUCCGAGGUGAAGACGGAAGCGAUGCAGGUGGAGGAGGCCUCCAGCCACGAGAGCCCACGGACGGCCGACUUGAGCGCUUCCGUGGGGGACAAAGGCGAUGACAAGAGCAAGCAAGGGCCCGGCACCCCCACGCGCAGCAGCGUCAUCACAAGUGCCCGCGAACUUCACUACCCCCGUGACGAGAAUGCUGACCAGUCCUCGGAGGCGGUCCAAGGCCCGCCAGCUGGGCCAGAUCUCAUGGUUUCCCACGGCGACAAGACGAUGGGCAUCUACCCUGUGCUACCCAAUCACAAAGGCGACUCCAUGCUGAGCAUCCCGUCCUCCAUGGCACCCGCUCUGCACGUUCAGCCGGCUCUCGCGGUGUCUAUGGACUUCAGCGCCUACGGGGGGCUCCUCCCACAAGGCUUCAUCCAGAGAGAGCUGUUCAGCAAGCUCGGGGAACUGGCUGUGGGUAUAAAAACUGAGAACCGAGCCAUUGGCGAACAGUGCAGCGUCUGUGGGGCAGAGCUUCCGGACAACGAGACAGUAGAGCAACACAGGAAACUGCACAGUGGGAUGAAGACUUAUGGGUGUGAAUUGUGCGGGAAAAGAUUCCUUGACAGCCUGCGGCUCCGGAUGCACUUAUUGGCUCAUUCAGCGGGUGCCAAAGCCUUUGUCUGUGACCACUGCGGAGCUCAGUUCUCAAAAGAAGAUGCUCUGGAGACCCACAGGCAGACCCACACUGGCUCGGACAUGGCCGUCUUCUGCCUGCUCUGCGGGAAACGAUUCCAGACACAGACCGCCCUGCAGCAGCACAUGGAGGUGCAUGCCGGAGUGCGCAGCUACAUUUGCAGCGAGUGCAACCGCACCUUCCCCAGCCACACAGCCCUCAAGAGGCACCUGCGCUCCCACACAGGUGACCACCCAUACGAGUGCGAGUUUUGUGGCAGCUGCUUCCGGGACGAGAGCACUCUGAAGGGCCACAAGCGCAUCCACACUGGAGAGAAGCCCUACGAAUGCAACGGCUGUGGCAAGAAGUUCAGCCUCAAGCAUCAGCUGGAGACCCACUACAGGGUCCACACAGGUGAGAAGCCCUUUGAGUGCAAGCUCUGCCACCAGCGGUCCCGAGACUACUCUGCCAUGAUCAAGCACCUCAGGACCCACAACGGAGCCUCCCCAUAUCAGUGCACGAUCUGCCUGGAGUACUGCCCAAGUCUUUCUGCCAUGCAGAAGCACAUGAAAGGCCACAAGCCAGAAGAGAUCCCCACCGACUGGAGGAUAGAGAAGACCUAUCUGUACCUUUGCUAUGUCUAACAGGACAAGAGGAGGGAUGGAGGGAUGGAGCUGGGAAGGACUGGGCAAAACCAACCACCCCCCUAAGUGGUCUCUGGCCUCCCUUCUCUCCUUUCCCCUUCUUCUUUUUCUCUCCCCAAUCCCACCCCACCCCACCUGGUUCUGUCUCUGUCCAACUAGGAUUUGCUGGCAACCUCCUUCCUAGCUCAUGAGGGUCCUUGUUGCAAUCGCAGCCGGAGUAAGAGAAGGAGGAGGGAAACUCUUUGGAGUUCCCUGGCCAAAACCCACAAGAGGCUAACAACAACAACAACAAAAAGCCCACCCCUCUCUCAGCCCAGCCCUAGCCAUGUCUUCAGUUGCCUCAUGUGUGUCUCUGUCUCUCCAUGCUCAUAAAGGGCCUUAGAAGGGGUUUGGUUUAGCCUCUUCUACUCCUUAGUGGGGCUGUUGCAUUUUACCAAGGCCUCAUUCAUGUUGUAAACUGAAACCAAGUCCUCACUCCUGCGUUGCCGUCCUGAUUUCCCCCAAGGAACCUUGGGAACUGCACUCUUACGAGGCCUCUGAGGAUUCUCUGUUAGGUAUAUUGUGACCUCGUUUAGAUGCAGAUCCCUAGCAGCCCACAAUCCUUGGGGAGAAGGACACCAGUCGGGACAGGCUUCAGUUUACAGUGUCGACAUUCCCUGGAAGCUGCUCUUCAUCUGCUUUCCCCGUCCCAUCCCUUUGGCAGGUGGCUCAAUCUCCCAGUCCAUUCUCUUUGGAGCAGGAGUGUUGCCAGAGGUUGAGGGGGCACCAAUGAAGUGGUGUGGGAUUGAAGAGGUGUGCCACAGAAGGUGCUGGGGUGAAAGUUUCAGAUGGUAUGUGGAGCAUUGUACCCUGCUUUCCUCAGUCUUGAGGGUCUUGCAGGGCAGAAGGGGUGGGAGUGCUGAAUGUUUGUGUCUGGCCUUAGUCAAGGGCCAGGGUAGGACUGUUCUUACUAUGCUCUCUGGAGUGGGGAGUGGGUAGGGCAAUGGAAGUGCUGAGAUGCCUGCAAAUCACAUUGUCAUUAUUUCCCCUAUAGACACCCCUCCCUGUGCUUCCAUUUUGGGCCUAUCGUUUGCAUCAUGGCUGUGC